AUGGAAGAACAGGUAAUUAAUGCCAUAGAAAUCGCCUCGAAUCCUUCCUCGGACCAAGCCCUCAAGGCCCAAGCCUUCGACUAUGUGAACCAACUCCGCGCCGACCCCUCGGGAUGGCAGGUCUGCCUCGCCCUCUUCACCAAGACUCCGCAGCACUCCGAGGUCAUUCGCUUUGUGGCUCUCGAGGUCGUCAACAGUGCUGCCCAGGCCGGUCUGAUUGACCCCCAGGCGCUGGGAUACGUGCGGGACGGCUUGCUGGUCUACCUCCGCCAGGUGUACGGUCAAGAAAAUGCCAACCCCGACCCUCCUACCAUCCAGAACAAGAUCGCCCAGACUGUGACCUUCCUCUUCUCGGCGUUGUACGGGAACGGCUGGGAGUCGUUCUUUGACGAUCUCCUCGCCCUGACGCACAAGAGCCCCGCCAGCACGGCACGCGACAACCCGCUGGGAAUUACCUUCUACCUUCGCGUGAUCAACUCCAUCCACGAUGAGAUCGGUGACGUCCUGGUGUCUCGUUCCCGCCACGAGCAGGACAAGGCCAAUUCGCUGAAGGACCUGAUUCGCAUUCGGGACAUGCAGAAGAUCGCAAGCUCGUGGCAAGAGAUCUUGUCGGAAUGGCGGGACGGGAACGACCUGAUCGUGGAGAUGGCGCUAAAGGCCGUUGGCAGCUGGGUCAGCUGGAUUGACAUCGGCCUCGUGGUGAACCAGACCAUGCUGGACCUGCUAUUCCAGCAGCUGGGCCGGGCGCAAAAGGCGGAGCUGCGUGCGGGCGAAGAGAAGGUGCGAGACGCGGCCGUUGACGUCUUCACGGAGAUCAUCGGCAAGAAAAUGAAGCCGGAGGAUAAGAUUGAUAUGAUUAUAUUCCUGAAUCUCGACGCGAUUGUUGCCCAACUCUCCAACAGCCCCCCUCUCUACGACAACCGCUUCACCUUCAAGUACGACACCGACCUGGCCGAAACCGUGGCCAAACUCGUCAACAUCAGCGUCGUCGAUAUCGUGCGGGCCUUGGAGCAGGAUACGGUUGGUGCCGAUUGCCGGGAGAAGGCCACCGGUCUGUUGCAGGUCUUCCUGCCACACAUCCUGAGAUACUUUUCCGACGAAUACGACGAAGUCUGCUCCACCAUCAUCCCGUCCGUGAGCGACCUGCUCUCGUACCUGCGCAAGAUCGCCAAGACCAACCCUGCCCUGGCCGCGCAGCACUCCUCCAUCCUCCUCCCUAUCCUAAAAGCGAUCAUUGCCAAGAUGCGAUACGACGAAACCUCCUCGUGGGGCGAUGAGGACGACCAGACGGACGAGGCGGAGUUCCAGGAGCUCCGCAAGAGACUGGCGGUGCUCCAGCAGAUCAUUGCCACCGUGAACGAGCCGCUCUACAUCGACGCGGUCUCCGAGGUUGUGGCCACGACGUUCGAGAAUCUGCGCCAAUCCGGCGCCCAACUCGACUGGCGGGAUCUGGAUCUUGCCUUGCAUGAGAUGUUCCUCUUCGGAGACAUUGCCGUCAAGGCCGGCAGUCUCUACACCAAGGGCGCUCCUCACAAUCCCGCUGCGGAGCGACUGAUUGGCAUGAUGCUGCGGAUGGUCGAGUCCGAUAUCCGGUCCUUUACCCACCCCGCAACGCAGCUGCAGUACAUGGAAAUCUGCGUCCGUUAUAGCUCGUUCUUCCAGUAUCAUUCUCACCUCAUCCCCGGCGUUCUGGAGAGCUUCCUCCAACUCGUGCACCACCCGAUCAAGAAAGUCAAGACGCGGUCGUGGUACCUUUUCCAGCGCCUGGUGAAGCAGCUGCGGGCCAACCUCGGAAACGUGGCGCAAACCGUCGUGGAGGCUUUGGGCGAUCUGCUGGUCAUUCAAGCCGAGGUGUCGACGGAUGGAUCGGAUGGCGACGAAAUGUCCUCCGAGGACCACGAGGGCUCUGCCGACGCAGUCUUCACCAGCCAACUGUACUUGUUCGAGGCGGUCGGCAUCAUCUGCUCGACACCCGCCGUCCCGGCGGACAAGCAGGUUCUCUAUGCGCAAUCGGUGAUGAACCCUGUCUUUCUCGACAUGCAAAAGAACCUCGGCCCCGCUAAGUCGAACGAUGAGCGAGCUUUGCUCCAGAUCCACCAUGAUAUCAUGGCGCUGGGAACUCUGGCUCGCGGGUUCUCGGAUUGGAUGCCGGGCACCUCCACGCCGUCUGCGCUGCCGGCCGCCGAGGUUUCGGAAGCAUUUGUCCAGGUGGCCGAAGCCACGCUCGUUUCUCUGGAGUCUUUGAAGAUGUCUUUCAACGUUCGGACGGCCGCCCGGUUUGCCUUUUCUCGGUUGAUCGGUGUCCUGGGAGCCCGGAUCCUCCCGCAGUUGCCGCAGUGGAUCGACGGAUUGCUCACUCAGACCUCUUCUCGCGACGAGAUGGCCCUUUUCCUACGUCUUCUGGACCAGGUCAUCUUCGGGUUCAAGGGCGAGAUCUAUAACAUCUUGGAUGCUCUGUUGACGCCAUUCCUGCAACGCGUCUUCUCCGGCAUCGCCGAUCCUACCACUGGCACUGACGACGAGAUUCAACUGGCGGAGUUGAAACGGGAAUACCUCAACUUUUUGCUGGCGGUCUUGAAUAAUGACUUGGGUGCCGUGAUUAUCAGUGAGAGAAACCAACCUAUGUUCGACACCGUCAUCACCACCAUUGAACACUUCUCCAAGGAUGUCGAGGACUAUACGACGGCCAAGAUGGCGUUCUCCCUACUCUCCAAGAUGGGUAGCUCCUGGGGCGGACCUGAUCUGACUCCCGAUGCCGCCAACGGAGCCUCGUCGCAGCAAGUUGCCCUGCCUGGAUUCGGGCAGUUCAUGAUCACGCGCAUGUCGCCGCUCUGCUGGGCUCUUCCGGCCACUCCGUCCUUCAACCCCAAGGACGCGCAAGCCAAGCAGGUUCUCGCCGAAGCGGGCGGGCUGCAGCGUACGAUCUACUGCAAGACGGGCAUGGAGUAUAUUGAAUAUUUGCGGGACCGGGAGCUUCCCGGCAUGGGGAUGGGAGCGGAGCUUGUGGAGGAAUUCUUGGGCGCACUGAGCCGGUUGGACACGAGGGGAUUCCGGCAAUUCUUCCCGACCUUUAUCCAGCGUUUGAGCGCAUGA
Aspergillus steynii IBT 23096 is the source of this 3093-nucleotide messenger RNA. Its product is annotated as Ran GTPase-binding protein LOS1. The transcript has 5 exons. Gene Ontology annotation, cellular component: cytoplasm; nuclear matrix; nuclear pore. The record is from RefSeq and is a predicted model, not a curated record. Gene Ontology annotation, biological process: tRNA re-export from nucleus. Bases 1 to 3093 code for a protein of 1030 amino acids. Gene Ontology annotation, molecular function: tRNA binding; small GTPase binding. Lineage: Eukaryota; Fungi; Ascomycota; Eurotiomycetes; Eurotiales; Aspergillaceae.